This is a messenger RNA of Acanthosepion pharaonis, 648 nucleotides long. The record is from the annotation of a GenBank genome assembly. Lineage: Eukaryota; Metazoa; Mollusca; Cephalopoda; Sepiida; Sepiidae.
AUGAUUUUAUUCUUGAUAUAUUUUUUUCAUAGCUACUAUAACCUCUCCCCUUCAUCUAUCUAUCUAUCUAUCUAUCUAUCUAUCUAUCUAUCUAUCUAUCUAUCUAUCUCUCUCUCUAUCUAUCUAUCUCUAUCUAUAUAUCCCUCUCUCUCUCUCUCUAUCUAUCUAUCUAUAUCUACAUAUCCCUCUCUCUCCCUCUCUCUCUAUCUAUCUAUUUAUAUCUCUAUCUAUAUAUCCCUCUCUCUCUCUCUCUCUCUAUCUAUCUAUAUCUAUAUAUCCCUCUCUCUCUCUCUCUAUCUAUAUAUCCCUCUCUCUCUCUCUCUAUCUAUAUAUCCCUCUCUCUAUCUAUAUAUCCCUCUCUAUCUAUCUAUCUAUCUAUCUAUCUAUCUAUCUAUCUAUCUCUAUCUAUAUAUCCCUCUCUCUCUAUCUAUAUAUCCCUCUCUCUCUAUAUAUAUAUAUAUAUAUCCCUCUCUCUCUAUAUAUCCAUCUCUAUCUAUCCCUCUCUCUCUAUCCAUCUCUAUCUAUAUAUCCCUCUCUCUCUCUAUAUAUAUAUAUAUCCCUCUCUCUCUCUAUCUAUCUAUCCCUCUCUCUCUCUCUCUAUCUAUCUAUCUAUAUAUAUAUGUAUCAGUUAUUCAAUCUAUUCGCUGA